This is a messenger RNA of Purpureocillium takamizusanense, 4419 nucleotides long. RefSeq lists its product as uncharacterized. Bases 731 to 3883 code for a protein of 1050 amino acids. The record is from RefSeq and is a predicted model, not a curated record. NCBI's taxonomy places the organism in Eukaryota, Fungi, Ascomycota, Sordariomycetes, Hypocreales, Ophiocordycipitaceae. The transcript has 3 exons.
CUCCGCGCCCAAGCUCCCAAUUUCCCCAAACCCUGGUCGUGCUGGGCCAUCUGCGCUGCAAGCUGGAUCCCCAGGCUGCCUUCACUCGCGAACUUUGAACUUUCUUCCAUCACAUCGUCAAAAAGACUGUCCGUGUUCUGCCCCGGCCUCACGCCUCUCCAAGCACCAUCAACGAGCAAAGCUCGCCCGACCCGUCUCACACGACAUCGAACGACUUCACAACGGCCAAACAUGCUUCGCUCCGCCGACCCGUGAGACACGAUUCUUACCUGCAGUCCACCUUUGGCUUCUCUUCGGUCGAGCGAGGGCAUCUGACUCCCAAGGCAAUCAUCCAUCUCAGCUGCGGGGCUUCUGACAGUGUCACCUCUAUAAUCGAUAUAACGGCGACUUUUCUCUCCAAAACGAUACGAAUAAUAACUGAAUUCGCUGGUCCCGCUUACCUGCUGGAAAGCGUUCAUAAAUGCAAAGGUUGGCGACCAAUCUUCGUAUACGUCGCUCGACUUCAGUCUAAACCGUGUUGGCUCGCUGAGGAUACAGUUGGCGGAUCGGACUAGGGUCCCCUACUGGGUUACGCUGGACGGCCAAUCCUCUUUGCAGACGCGGGACUUGCGUUCGUCUAGGCGGUGAUUUCAUGGCACGAGUACCUGACACACUGCGUUAAAGUCGAAGUACCUGGCGUACCAGCUUGGUAUCGCGCUUCCAGUACGAUCCGCACGUCCAAGAUUUCACCAUGAAUCGGUUUCGAACCAAGAAGAAGAACAAGGAUGAAGUUGCCGCUGCGCGGCCAUCGAUGGAAUCGGACUCGUCGGGCCCAUUCCGCAUGUUUGGUAGGAAGAAAUCGCAGGAGGACACCAAGAAGGAACUGGACUUGGCCUCUGCACUACCGCCCACCGAUGACUUCCGAACGAGUCUUCUCAUGACGGGCCUUUCGGCUCGAUUCUCUAUGCUUCGCGAACAAGAUGAUCCGAACUCGAAACUUGGAAAGGCCAGCGACGACAGUGUUCUGUUCCCGAAAAGGCAAUCAAGAUUAGCGGACUUCGGGUUUGGUGCAGGGCUGCACGACAUCGCCGAGGUUGAGUCAAUUCGGGCAACACCCUUUACUAGGUUCGACUCGUACAACUCGAGCGAUGAUGCUGCAUCAACUUCCGGGAGCAUAAUGAACCGCGCGAAGCCGACCGAUGGCAACAAUCUUUUCGGAGGAAGACAAAAGAUCUACAAAAUUCCGGCCGGAGUCGGCGCCAAGAACGGGGGUAUGGGGGGCAGAGCUUUAUACGGCGAUGAUGUGGCUCAGUCAGCGUUCCAGAAAUGGAGGCAAACUGAGAAAGAACGUCAUUCAUUAGAUGGCCCUGAAGCUGGCGAAGCCAACGAGUCAGACGUGCAAGUCGACUACAGACGACGACGCGAAACAAACUCGACAACGUCCUCGGCGCCAUCGGCAGCACGCAACUCAACCGCCGCUACAUCUGUUGCAUCCUCACAACCGUCAUCAUCUGCCAAGGAUUGGUCGGCAGGUGCAGCUGUGACCCCUGCUGCCCAGCUGCCCGUUCUUGAGCGCAGCGUCACGCGGACACGGAGGCUGUAUGAGCAGGGCCUCAACCAAGACCUCCAGGAUCAACAGUCGUCUGCUGUGUCGCGAAUGGAUACCUUGUCGCGACAACGUCCAUUUGGAACCCGGACGCCAGAUCUCACUCCCCCAGUUCCUUCUCCAACAAAUACAACUUUUGGUGACCGGGUCCUUGAGCGUCGACCGAUCAUGGGCAAGGCUAGUGCCCCGAACCUUCGAUCGUUUAGUCCUCCUGCUUCCUCCAUGCCGAUAAGCCCAGCGGAGAGCAGUAGCAACUUUCCUCGGCCGGAUCCGAAGCCCGCGUUUGUCGCUAGCCCGCCCCUGAGUCCACCCGUCAGCGAGACUGGGGAGCACCCAAUGCUCCCUAUCCAGCCGAAUGAUCGAGGCAAGGCCACAGCGAUGGGAGUAUUCACCCGGCCUGCUCAGCAGUACGAUGAGUUCAAGUACGCUCAGCGGCAACGGCAGCUCCAGCAAGGACGCGAGACUCCGUCUGGGCGUCGACAUGCUGACGUAGGAAUGGUAACGGAAACAUCUCGGUCUCGGUCAUCGUCGUCGCAGAGGCAGCCAAUCGACCGGGAAUUUGGUACGAGAAUAUCGGGAUCAAUUCCAGAAGCAGAAGGUGGAAACGCUACAUUCUUUGAUGAGAGUGACGAUGCGUCCGUGGACAACCGAUCAAGCAUACCUUCAGCCACUCCCCAGCUUAUCAUUGAGCGUCCUGAUGACGAAGCACAUCCAGCCUUUCGAAAGUCCGCACUACCCACGCCUCUUUCCAUUUCGUCGCCGAGAUUCCCUGACAUCACAGCUGGUGCGUCCGGUAGGAAUGAGGCACCCGACCAUGGUAUUGACCCCCCGGAGGAUUCGCCUACUCUGGGUCCAAACACCGGUCUUAGCGGGAUGGUGAGGCAACACUUGCGGCAGGACAGCUCUGCUUCUUCGAUUUAUGGCGCUCUUGAUCAGCCGCCGGUGUCAAGUCCUGCCGAAUGCUCUCAAAGUCGGAUCUCACAGGAGUCGGGCUCGAGCAAAAUGUCCACGGAGGCGCCAGCAGUCCGACUUCGUACCGCGCCUACUGAUGCGACGCCCGAAGAGCAAGAUGACUUCGCUCGACACUUGGCCGAUGGUGCGAGGCGGGUGCGAGAGAGAUUGACGACGUAUGUUGAGUCUGACAACGAGCGCUCAACGCCAACAACCCCCCUGUCCGAGUCAAGGGAGCUACCAGUACCGCGGAGUAGCGGCUUGGGUAUCCUUCGAUCGAAGUCUAGCCGCGGUUCCCUAUUCGAUCGCGAGAGUCGCGAACGCAGCCGCUCGAAAUCAUCCAAGUCACGAGCGCCCGAUGCCGCCAACCGCACAGCAUCUCCGUCGCCUCGAAAGCCGUCGGCGGAAAGCUGUGAGCAGACUCAGCGGGAUGUCAAUACCCCUGACGAGGAUGGGCAAGCGGGCAAGGGCUCACCGGCCUCACCUAUAACGGACAAGGAUGAUAACGUGCACGCUGGCUUGAAGGCUUUCCGCCAAGCUCGACGGGAUUUGCAACGCAUGAAAGAAAUGGAGACUCAGCAGAGACACCGAGCGCCGCCGAAACCGGUCUCCAUGCCCGAGCGCCCACCGCCAUCCCGGAUUGUAUCACACGACAAUGGCCCUCCUCCUGCGUUGUUGAAUCGGAUGCCGCGAGACGAGUCUAGGAGCAGCAGUCGCUCCCGCGCGGGCUCCCAAGCUGCGUCAGAACGUGAGCGAAGCGGCUCCGAGACUAGCACUAACAGCCCCGCGUACACUCGUGCUAACCGACUACGAAACGGAUCUCUCACUUAUGAUGAACAAUAUGGCCAUGCUGCCCCCAGUGGAUUCCCGAGACAGGCUCCCAUGUACGGUGCUCACCCUGCUGACCCAUCUGGUCGUCGGGUAGGCAGAAUGCGGGAGCCUUCUGAUCCAAAAACUGGAUCGUCGGUUCACCCAACUGCGAGCGCGACUUUCGAAUCCCUGAGCUACGCUCGCUCUCGAAGUGGCAGCGUGCUCAGUGCAGCAGCCUCGACGCCGAAUUUGCACGCCAUCGCCAAUGCACCGCCGUUGCCGCCGAUCAACCCCCGUCGCAAGAAUGGCCAAGGCUUCGGCCACCGUGGAGAUGAGGGAGGCGUGAAUGGAUAUGGUGGAGCCGUGUCUGACGAAGAGGGGGGGCCACAAAGUGGCCAUCGCCACGGCGGCCAUCGGAUGGUUCUUGACGCGAAUGGGAGGCUGCGCCAAAGUCCUCCACGAGUGCCGCCACCCAUUCGACCACCGCCACCACACGCCCAUAUGUCAGGCGGCAACCUGCCUGGCGGGAUGAUCUGAUGAUGACCUGUGCCAACGGGCGUUACGACUCGCGAUUGACAAUAUUGUCUCAUUAAUGAGUCUGUGCCGGGUGUCGCACUGUCUAACCUAAAAGCACGCUCAGGCAUGAUGCAGGAGAGUUUUACAGCUUUGCUGCCUCGCUUCAUCAUACCUGGCGACAACCCCAGGCCACAAACAUCGGUGGUGAGAGGCCGAUGAGGUGCCUUGCGGAUGUCGAGGUGUCAUUUUGACGGUUUCUUUAAUUUGCUCUUUUCUUUGCAGUUUAUUGGCAUGUGUACGGUCAUAUAUCACAGCGUUGCUAAAAUCACCAUUGGCGGUUCGAGCGGGCAGCGGAUUGAGGCUGGACUUUGAUCCAUGCUGUGGACAUGAGCGUGGGCGACAUGGCGACAGGCCGCGCAGUGCGAAAGUGGGCGGCUGCUCGCACGCGGCUGCGACCAUCUGUCUACGCAGUAAAUCGCCCGGGAAUAUACAACAUAGCUUAGCCGCAACUGUACUAUAAGAGCUAUUGUUUGCAAAUGAGCAAUCCAGGCAAGGCC